AUGUUUGUGGCAGUGGUCGACAUCUCGUGGCCGCCAAAAUCGCCUAGAGAGGUGCUUCUGACCUCUCCGAACGGUCGGAGGAAGUAUCAGGAUAUGCAGCGUCGCCAGGAGACUCUCGGAUCGCCUCCGAGACAGGCGAAAACUACACCAAACCUACGCGCGAACAGGAUACUCAGUGACGGGAUGGACGAGCUGGACGAUGAAGAGGAUGAGGAUGAGGAGACACUACAACUCAAACUUGCUGCGAUCGAGGCGCGGCUCAAAUUGAAACAACUGCAGAAGAGUCGCGGACGGUCAAACACCCUCGAAUCCAACGAUACGUCGUCCCGGCCUGCUUCAGCAGUGAGCUGCUAUUCGCGAACACAAGAACAUGCAUCGAGACUCAAAAGUCCCCCUCCAUCAACCGGCAGAUACGAGCCUGAAGAUGUACAGGUGCCCCUGUCACCCGUCAGACGAGCGGCUCCCCAGGCCGAUCCUGCAUCCCCGCGGAGAUAUCUUUUGGGUAUUGACAAGGGUCUCAAAGGCAGCGAUGUGUCGCUCAAGCGUCCGCCGAGCUCGCGCGUGGUCGCGCGACCAACGAGUAUGAACGGCGGUCGUGAGGCUGCCAUGUCUCAUCCUGGUGAUAUCUUCGCAUCGCAUGCUCGAACGCUGGCUGCGGAGGAUGGUGCGAAACGGGGCAAGACAUUCAGUGAGCGAAUCGCCGACAGUCGAUUGGCCGAUAGAUCUCGCAGGGAGCGAGAGCACAGGCUCCAGGUCAAUCGAAGCUCGGCGUUCCACGUCGAUCAGACAGAGAUGGAGGCGUUCAAGGCGGCGGCGGCUGAAGCAAGGACGAACUCUCCUCCAAAGUCGCCAGUUAGAAGCCGCCAAACCCAGAGUUUCAGCCGAGAUGACGUGAUGCGAUCCUUUCAUGAUCUUAAGCCAUCCUUGAAACGAAGUCAAACCGCUUCUACUGUGCGUAGAGAUGGAGAGACGGAAGGAUCACGGUCACACCUCCAUAGACGGCCCACUAAGUCCGAGUCUCAUCCAGUGCCCUCUUCAUCUCUGCCAAACUCAUUUUCAGAGCUCGAUCAUGGAUCCCAAGAAGAUGCUGCAGAGAGGGCGCCCGACUCGACCAAAUUCGAGCCUUACUCCUCGCUACAUUUAUCGAACCGGAUACUACCGCACUCAUUCCUAACUAGAACCCUCUCCGAUAAAAAAGUCCUUCGCAUUCCCGAUCUGUUGCGAACAGUGAGGGCGCCUGAUUUUGAGCUUCCCGAGGACAUUGACGGGGACUACAUUGUCUUUGGCAUUGUUGCCUCAAAGUCCGAGCCGAAGCAAGUUAAGGGUUCCAAAAAUGUUUCCGGAAAAGAAGUUGAUCCCUUUGACGACGGAUUGAACAACAGCAGUAGAUACAUGGCUAUCACUCUCACGGAUCUCAAGUGGACGGUUGACCUGUUUCUCUUUGACACGGCCUUCCCUCGCUACUACAGACUGUCCGAAGGCAUUCUGAUUGCCAUCCUGAACCCCACGAUCAUGCCACCGCCCAAAAACAAGACGGACACUGGCAGAUUUAGCCUUUCCUUGUCGUCAUCUGAUGAUAAAAUCCUCGAGGUUGGGUAUGCUCAGGACAUCGGUUUCUGCAAGGCCGUGAGGAAGGAUGGCAAGACCUGUCAAUCGUGGGUGGAUGGCCGUAAGACUGAAUUCUGUGACUUCCAUAUCGACGUGCAAGUCCGCCGCACGCAAUCGCAACGAAUGGGAGUCAAUAACGGGACAGGCAUGUUCGGACCCGGUGGUCGUUCAGGCCCGCGCACGGGAUUUUUUGGUGAUCAGGGAAAGAAGGGAGGAAAUAGAACCGGGCUAAAGCCGGUCGGCGCUCAAUAUGACUUCCAAUCCCAAUCCCUAUACUACAUCGCGCCCGCGCCAAAGUCCAGAGGCGGCGGCGCCCAUUCAUUUCAUCCCCGAGUCCCCGGACAAUCCGCCGCUGGCCUAAUCGACGCCGACACCGACGACCCUUUCAUCGCCGCAGGCAUGAUGGGCCGCGGGGCCGAGAACAAGGAGGAACGCUUCCGAAGACGCCUCGUGGAGCAACAGCGCGAACGAGAAAUCACGCAGAAACUGGUGACGGGCCGAGCUGGCGGCGUGGGCGCAGAGUACCUACGUGCGCGGUCGACAAAGCCUGCCACAUCCUCCCGGCCCGAGACCGCCCCCUCGUCCUCCCAGGAGAAGUCGAGCUUCGAGUCCGCGACACCCCGCUCCGCCAAUAGUCUUGGGCUGAUGGGCUUCAGACGCGCAGAUGCGGUGAAGCUCAGCCCGCUGAAGCGCGCCUAUGACCGGCCGCACGGCAGCGGCGUCAAGAAAACCCGCUUCAUCACUUCCAAGGGCAUCAAGGAAGCUGGUCGGGAUAGCCUGGGCGGCAAAUCCGACGCCACGGCCAACACUUAUGACGACGACGACGACGAUGAUGAACUAGACAUCAUCCCAUAA
This is a messenger RNA of Aspergillus clavatus NRRL 1, 2463 nucleotides long. Its product is annotated as Mcm10/DnaG-type zinc finger protein. Gene Ontology annotation, cellular component: nucleus; replication fork protection complex. The record is from RefSeq and is a predicted model, not a curated record. NCBI's taxonomy places the organism in Eukaryota, Fungi, Ascomycota, Eurotiomycetes, Eurotiales, Aspergillaceae. The transcript has a single exon. The coding region runs from base 1 to 2463 and encodes 820 amino acids. Gene Ontology annotation, biological process: DNA replication; DNA replication initiation. Gene Ontology annotation, molecular function: DNA replication origin binding; single-stranded DNA binding.